CGGGAAUUGGCUUUACCGCCGAAUCAUCCUUGACACCUUAACAGAGAAUUACUACUAUUCAUUGAAGAUUACUCAUAUAAAACUUAACUGUCAUAAGAUUUCAAAGCAUAAUUGCUCAAACAGAUGUCCAGACAACAUCUCUGACUUCAAAGACUUUUACAGAAGAAUUUAUUAAUAUUUUAUAGUGUUUCAAAAACGCUAUAAAGAUAUCUGUUCAACAAAAUUUACGUUUUCUAUACUCAACUUUAGUUCAACAUAGCCUUGACAUUAUGGCGGUCGCUGUCCCACAGUUCCCAUACAUCGAUUUUAACAACAGAUUCACGUCGAUGGAACCAGAAAAUAAUGAUUACAACGGAUCGUACCAAGGAAUCCCGUUGAACUACAACUGUGAUAUAGGAGGCCUACCUUCUGUUAUUAGACAAUCGAUGUUUGAAAAUCUACCGACUGACUAUAACUCAUUUGAAUACGCCGCAAUGUCUGAAAUACAAAUAAACCAAGUAUUUACAGAAGAGGUAGAUGAAGACAUACAGAAUUUCAUCAUUGAGCAUGAUGCAUCAAAUAAUUUUCCAAAUAUUUUUCCAAUGUCAGCUGUAAAUUUAGAGUCUAUAAAACAAGAACAUGAUUCAGACAAUGACAGUGUUCUACUAGAUUUUGAAAACCUGGACUUCUUAGAUGACCAUUCUUCUGGUAGUGCGAGCGAAAUGGAUGACUCUAGUGAUAGUAUACAUGCUGAUAACAAGUCAACCAGAAGACCUUCAUCAGAUUCUGGUUAUUCUGAAACGUCAGCAAUUCUACCAUGCUUUGAGAGUAUCAGUAGAAGUGGGUCGUUGGAAUCAGAAGAUUCUGAUAUUGAUGAUAAACCUUACUGUAAAAGUAACCGAGGUGCCAAGCAUAACUUGUUAUGGAAGUUCUUACUGCAGAAGUUAGAUGAUCCUUAUAAUAAAUGUGUGUCGUGGGUUGAUAAGGAAGGGGGAACAUUUAAAUUUGAAGAUACAGUCACGAUAAGUAAAGAAUGGGGAUCGAGAAAGAGAAAGAACGAUAUGAAUUUUGAGAAAUUAAGCAGGGGAAUAAGGCAUUACUACAAGAGUGGUUUAAUGUCGCGUGUCUCUUCUGAACGUUUAGUCUACAAGUUCCAUUGGUCAAGUGUACCAAAACGCCACAGAAAAUAUUGAACUACAAAGAUACUUCUCAAGAAGUUAACAUAAACUCCAUCCAGCUUAAGAUUAGUUAUAUAUUGAUAAAACAUUCCAGAUUUCCUCCCAUCGAGAGUCCGAGUGUUCGAUAACUAACUACAAGGUUGAACAAUUGAAAAGUGGCAUUAUUUAUCUUGGUAUAAGAUUUCUGAAUUGAAUGAAGCACACACUUUAUCAGGAAUUAUUGUAUAAAAAGAGUGUAGGUUAGGAAUCAGUAGAGGUGCCAGAUACAUAAUGUUAUAACAAAACCAGGUCCCGUGUUCAACUGAUUAACUUAUACUUAAGUUUAAAAUUUAAUUUUUUACCUGUCAUAAGAUAUUUACUUCAAAUCAGCUUUCAACUCUGUAAAGAUAAGGAAUAGUAGCUAAGAUCUUUCUAUAAAUUUUGACCUUGGUGGCAAUGGCACUAUUUUAUAUCUUGAGGCCUAUUUUCUUUACAAUAAUAGCUCACCUUACUGUCAGUGUUAAAAACACAAGCAAUGAUUGAAUUCUCUGCCUCCACUUCAGUAUAUGCUUUAAAAAGCUGUGAAAAUGCCCAUUAAAAUGAAACGCAUCAUGUAAAGCUUUAUGUUAUUCAUGAGAGAAUUAAGAUAGGUUACCAGGCAAUGAAACAUACGCCCACAACAGCUAAGUCGUCCAAGGAUUCAACAAGGGCUGUCACAUAUUUUUGUCUUUUGUCAGAAAUGAAAACAUUUACAACAAAAUCUUACGAGUAACAACCCAUUUGGGUUCUAGUUCUGCCCUGUUCUAACAUUUAGAAUACAGAACAUUUAAUAUCAAUUUCCAUAAUCAUUUGAAUUGAUAGGCUUCUUCGUCUCAUGACCUUCAACACCGUAUUAAAUAUAAAGUCAAUCGAGUGUGAACUUUAGCCUCUAAAGCGUCCACAAGAUUUUCCAAAGUGAUCAAGGGCCAUAACUAUGGCAGUAAUUAUCGGAAAUCGUUAAAAAUCAAUAGGAUUCACUGUGUAUAAAUUUAAAGUCAAUCAGAUAUUAACUUUAGACUCUCUAUGGCGUCCAAAAGAUAUUUCAAAGUGAUCAAGGGCCAUAGCUUUGGCAUUAAUUAUUGGAAAUCGUUGGAAAUCAAGAGGCUUCUUCGUCUCAUGACCUUAAAUACUGUGAGGGCGUAUAGAAACAAAUUGUUGAACCAAACGUAUUUUGAGGGGGUAGGGCUACCUUCUAAGUCUUUCCUAAAUUCUCUCUCAAAUUUUUUAAAAUUUAAUUUAAGCUAGUUAAUAGACCAAUUAUGUAUAUAUAUUACAGACUUAAUGGCAGGCGUCCGACCUGUAUUGAUAAUUAUAAUAUAUAUCUUGUUAUUUGUUAAUAUUUUUAAUAUAUCUUUUAUACAGUUUAUUUUAUUUUGUUAUUUUGUCUAAGAUAACACUGAACUGACAGCAAUUAUCAUAAUCCAGUGUAAUUUAAUUUAAGCUAGUUAAUAGACCAAUUAUGUAUAUAUAUUACAGACUUAAUGGCAGGCGUCCGACCUGUAUUGAUAAUUAUAAUAUAUAUCUUGUUAUUUGUUAAUAUUUUUAAUAUAUCUUUUAUACAGUUUAUUUUAUUUUGUUAUUUUGUCUAAGAUAACACUGAACUGACAGCAAUUAUCAUAAUCCAGUGUAAUGGUGUUCUCAUUUAUCAUGUUCACAACAUAAUGCAAAACUUCACCUGCGAGAGAUGGUGUUAUAAGGCUAAGGUGUUUAGUUAUAGAAAAAAUGUAAUAUCUAUAACAUCUUUCAAGCUGAUCUGUUUAGAUCUGACAAAUCUUGAAAUCAGGCAGGUCUAAUAACACCAAGAUGGCCUGAUUGAUAUUUUUAAAACUAAUUAGGCUUUAUUGACAGAUGUAAUUAUGUCUCAUUAAAUUAAAGAAAACCAAUCACUACCAGAAUCAUUUAUCAUACUGUAAAUAAUAUUAUACAAAAAUUCAUGUUAUAUCAUAAAUGACAGUCAUUAAUUAUUGGAGUUUUCAGUAAUUAAUUAUUGGAGUUUUCGGGAAUAAAGAACAAAGUUGCCAUUUUAGUUGAACAAAAUGUACUUUAAAACCAAUCCAAAAAAUGAACCUUCAUCCAAUACAGGUAUUUUGAUGUUCAAUAAUAAAUGACUUUGCAAAAGCUCAAUGUAAUAUGGCAGCAUAAAUAAACUGAUAUUUUUAUACGCCAACAUUUUUAUGUGGACGUAUAUUGUCGUCGCCCCUGUCCACCCGUCCACAAUUUGUUUGUGAACACUCUAGAGGUUACAAUUUUUAUCCGAUUUUGAUGAAACUUGAUAUAUAUGUUUAUAACCCAACGAUCUUGGUUCCUUUCGAUAUUCGCGCAUAUCGGACCGUAACCUCCUGAAUUAUGGUCCCUAAUUGAACGAAAAAUCGCGUUUUUAGCGUUCAAAUAUAUCACUUGUUACACCAUAUGAGUUCGAAUUUCGUGAAAAGUAUGUAACUUCCUGGAUUAUGGCUCCUAAUUGAACGAGAAAUUGGCGUUUUUAGCGUGUGGUCCCUCUAGAGGUCACAAUUAUUAUCCGAUUUAAAAACCCCAAAAGACCUCUUAAAUAUAUCACCAUUACAUCAUUAUGAAGGUUUAGUUUGAAUUUCAUGAAAAUCGGACCGAAACUGCCGGACAAAACGGACGCUCCCUGUACGCAAAAGUAUGUAUUAUCAAGGUUGUGGACCAUCCUGGAUUAUGGCCCCUGAUUGUACGAAAAAAUCGCGAUUUUAGUAUGUUGACCCUCUACAGGUCACAAUUUUUAUCCGAUUUUAAAAAUUGCUAAAGAUUAUCAUCGUUAAAUUAAAAACCAUUUAAAUAUAUCACCGUUCCACCAUAAUGAAGGAUGCGUUCUAAUUUCGGGAAAAUUGAAACGAAACUGCCCGACAAUAUGGCUGCUCGUUGUACGCUAAUUGUGUACAAGUAUGUAAUAUGAAGGUUGUGGACCCCCUAGAGGUCACAGUUUUUUUCCGAUUUUGAUGAAACUUAAAAUAUAUCUUUAUAUCCCAAAGAUCUCAGUCCCUUUCGAUAUUCCUGCAUUUCAGACCAUAACUUCUUGAUUAUGGGCCCUUGUGGGCGUAUCUUGCCUGACAACCGCUGGUUGAUAAUUAUAAUAAUAUUUGUGUUCAUAUUGUUGUAAAUACAUUUCUUCUUGUAUUCUUAUAAAUGUAUUCAUGUUAUAUCAGUGUAUCAUGUUUGUUAAACAGACAGAACCCCAUUGAAAAAGGAAAAAAAUGUAUUCAUGUUCUUUCAGUUUAUGCCCAUACAUGUUUAUAUUCUAAAAUAAUAUUUUAUAAUAAUAAUGCAAUGAUUUAAUUUAGUUUGAUGUUGGAAUAGAGUCAUUCACAUCAUCUUUUGUCAAAAUACAGAAAUAAGUAUACCAUCUCCUUUAAGAAGGAAAUUACAAAAAUGUCAGUGCCGGUGUAAAUUUAGUGGCGCAAUCACACAUAGAUGUAGCAGUUGCACCUUGAUUGGAAAUUUUAUGUAUACAUGUAUUUUCACAUAACUGAUGGCAGCUCAAUACAAUACCAUUUUAUAAAGGUCACAUUUCUGUUGGCAUUUUCAUCUGAACAUGUUUGUAUUUGUGUAGUACCUGUAAUGGGGUGUUUAGAUACAAUAAAAUCUUUUCUUAUAUACAAGCCAAGUAUUAGGUCAUAUACAUUACCAUCUUUUAUUGUGUAGGCUAUACUAUAUAUUUGUAAUUUGUUAAAUUAUAUAUAAAAUAGAUUUUAAAUCUGCACAUAUAAAAUAUAAAUUAAUUUCUAUAUAUAAUCAUCAUUUUUUAAAAAUCUAAUCAGGUUUUGUUUUUGUUUUGGUUAAUACGAAGAAUAAAAAAACUAUACAUAUUUCA
Messenger RNA from Patella vulgata (common limpet), 5007 nucleotides. Its product is annotated as ETS-related transcription factor Elf-4. Gene Ontology annotation, biological process: cell differentiation; regulation of transcription by RNA polymerase II. Gene Ontology annotation, cellular component: nucleus. Lineage: Eukaryota; Metazoa; Mollusca; Gastropoda; Patellidae. The record is from RefSeq and is a predicted model, not a curated record. The transcript is spliced from 9 exons. Gene Ontology annotation, molecular function: sequence-specific DNA binding; DNA-binding transcription factor activity, RNA polymerase II-specific. Bases 270 to 1172 code for a protein of 300 amino acids.